Molecule: messenger RNA, 886 nt
Organism: Durio zibethinus
Lineage: Eukaryota; Viridiplantae; Streptophyta; Magnoliopsida; Malvales; Malvaceae
Source: RefSeq, a predicted model, not a curated record
UUUGCCUUACAAGAAAAAAAAAGAAAACCCCGAACCAAAAUACCCUUUUUCGAUUGAUAUGCAGCCCCAGAGAUAUUCAACAGAAGCAUCAUCGUCGGAGGUACAUCUUGGUCUUGAGGCCUUAACCAUAUGUCCGAAGAAGAACCAAACCGAAAAGCAUUGCAAUUCUUGUAUGAUGACUUCAAUCGUUGUGUCCUCAGCGGCUUCUUCUUUGAUUGGUGAUUACAUUGGCAUGGAGAGUUGCUUUGAUCUCGACAAAAACGAAGCGAUUUGUGUUGGUGAUAGUGAUGUUAAGGAUAGUCAUGAGUAUUAUUCUGGGGUCUGCAAUCAAAGCAGUGGACAGCGAGAACAGUGGUGUAGGAGGAGGAAGAUGAAGAGAGAGUUUCCUCCGCCAAUACCGUCGCUUGCUCGCACCGACAAUCUGCCUUCUCAUAUGCCUUGGGUGCUGAAAAGGUAUUACACUAGCGAUGGACGGUUGAUUCUUAGAGAAGAGAAGGUGAGACACCAUGAAUAUUUCUGGGCACACCGAUCCAAUGGUCGUUUAACAUUGCAUCUUGUGCCCUUGGAUGACAUCGAUGAGAUUUAUGAUAUUGAGGAUCAUGUCAGUGACCAUGAAGAAGCAAAGGAAGAGGACGCUCAAGUAAAUGAUUUUGACAGCAACAAUAUUAACAACAAUGCUGACGAUGAUCAUAAGAGUAACAUUGUUGAAACUUUGCUUAAAGAAAAUACUGAUCCUGUGAUUGAAGAUUCAAUGGUAAAAUGUUCAAUUACUGAGACUCCAACUGACAAUGGGACUGCAGCAAGCUUAAACUACAACAGUGUAAGAGCAAGUCCCACAUGUUUUCUCGGUUUGCCAGUGCCAGCAAUCAGGCCAGUUCACAUUUAG